Molecule: messenger RNA, 1455 nt
Organism: Bradysia coprophila
Lineage: Eukaryota; Metazoa; Arthropoda; Insecta; Diptera; Sciaridae
Gene: Cralbp
Product: Cellular retinaldehyde binding protein
Cellular component (GO): membrane
Molecular function (GO): phosphatidylinositol bisphosphate binding
Source: RefSeq, a predicted model, not a curated record
UAAAACUAUCAAAGACAACUAAAGUUAAAAAUCGGUGGACUAUUUGGCAGUUUAUACAUUAGCUGUUGUCAGCGUUGGAUCAUUGGAUCAUACGCACGUGUUGAAUUUAAAUUCGAAUUUGAAUUUAAAAAGAUAGAAAAAUUCAGUGUCUUUGAACGGAAUUCGUUUUUCGUGAACAUUUUCGUUAUUUAAAAAAAAAUUGAUUCAAAGAGCAAGAAAGAAAUUUUAAGAGAAAAAAACCAUCGAAAAAACAGUCUAAAAAAUGACGACGACCCGUGUCAUUAUGAGCAAUCCGUGGCACAAAAUAUCAAAAGCCGAUCGUGACGACAACAAAAUGGAGCUGAGUGAAAUGGUUGCAAAGGUAGCCAGAAAGGAAUUGCGCGAGGAUAAAUUCACACGUGAUCAGUGUCUCGGACAGAUGAGAGACUGGCUAGCAAAGAACGAAGAUGUCCAAGAUGUGCGAAUGGAUGAUGCAUUCUUGUUGAGAUUUUUGCGUGCUAAAAAAUUUAGCGUUCCAAUGGCACAACAGUUGAUGUUAAAAUAUUUGAAUUUGAAGACGAUUUUUCCAAGUAUGACAACCAAUUUGGAUUUUUUAAGUUCGCCGAUGAAGGAAAUUUUUGCUAACGGCUACCUGUACGUUUCGCCAAUAAGGGACCAACACGGACGGAGAGUUAUCUUGGCAAGAGCUGAAAACUUUAACCCACACAUUUGGAGCAGCUCAACUCAAGCAAAAGCUCAUUUUAUUGCGUUGGAAACAUUGUUAGAAGAUCCCGAAAAUCAGGUUCUCGGAUUCACCCAUAUCUGUGAUAUGUACGGAAUAUCCACAGCACAUGUGACUAUCUGGCGUCCAGUAGAUUUUGGCAGAAUUCUUAAAUAUGGAGAACAAUCCUGGCCUGCUAGACAUAAAGCAAUUCAUGGCAUUAACGUUCCAUCGACAGUCAAAUUUGUCCUAGACUUUGCUCGUCGAACAGUGAGCAAUAAGAUGAAAGAACGAUUCACCGUAUACAGUAGCUUGAGCGAAUUCCAUAAAAAAUGUGAUCCUGCAUGUUUGCCCAAAGAACUAGGCGGUACCAUUCCAAUGGCCGAAAUGAUUCAGUGGUGGAUGCGAGAAAUGGCUACUAAACGGGAUAUCGUUAUCGCUUUGGACAAAAUGAAAAUAUUGAGCGAUCGAGGCAUCAUAAAGAAACACGAUAAAAAUUACAAUGUGUCGUUAAGCGCAGUUCACGCUGAUAUGAAAGCUCACAUGGAUUCAGUGGCUGGAAGUUUUCGAAAAUUGGAGGUGGAUUGAUCUUGGAAUGCUCAUUUCAAAGUAAAACGAUUUUGUUAACCUUUUAAGUGUAUACGUUAAGCUUUAGAUAGUUAUUUGAGUUGAUUAAGGCAGGCUAAUUUAUAUUUAUAACGACGAUAAUUAUUUCUUUUUUACAAAUAAAAUGGUAAACUUUAUCACGCAAAUGA